Drosophila elegans is the source of this 1018-nucleotide messenger RNA. RefSeq names its product putative phosphatidate phosphatase. Gene Ontology annotation, molecular function: phosphatidate phosphatase activity. Bases 66 to 965 code for a protein of 299 amino acids. The record is from RefSeq and is a predicted model, not a curated record. The transcript has a single exon. Lineage: Eukaryota; Metazoa; Arthropoda; Insecta; Diptera; Drosophilidae. Gene Ontology annotation, biological process: phospholipid metabolic process; phospholipid dephosphorylation; signal transduction.
CGCCACAGAUCAGUAGUCACUGAGUCGUCGAAUCGAGCGCACGGCAUCCGGAUCGAGCACCUAAGAUGAGCUUCAGCCUACGCUUCCGGCCUCCUGUCCACCUGCUGGUGGACGUGCUCCUGCUGGGCCUCCUGCUCGUCCUGGUGGAGAACUUCGCCCGCUUCUGGGGACCGCCCACAAAGCGCGGCUUCUUCUGCGACGACCAGUCCUUGAUGUAUCCGUACCACGAGAACACCGUCAGCCCCACGAUGCUCCACUGGCUGGGACUGUACCUGCCGCUGAUCCUUUUGUUCGUCCUGGAGAGCCUCUCCUGCUACCAGGGGGGCGUGGACCAGUGGGCGAAGCUCUGGCCGGUGCAGAACACGGUGCGCUGGUUCCUUUACGGCUACGUGUUUAACGACCUGCUCAAAGGCAUUGCCAAGCACACAAUCGGCCGCCUGCGACCCCACUUCUUCGCAGUGUGCCGACCACACUUUCCGGACGGAACCAACUGCUCCGAUUUGGUUCAUCGCGGAGCACUGGAGUACCAUGCGGACUACACCUGCCGGCCAGAUCUGUCGCUGGCCAGCGAGGACAUGAUCCGGGACGUGAACGUGUCCUUCCCCAGCGGCCACUCCGCCAUGGCCUUCUACGGCCUGGUCUUCGUGGCGCUGCACCUGCGCCGUCGCCGCUGGCCCCUGGCCGGCUCCCUGCUGGGCCCCAUACUCCAGCUGGCCUGCGUGGCCGUCGCCUGGUUCGUGGCCCUCAGCCGGGUGAUGGACUUCAAGCACCACUGGUCAGAUGUUGCGGCCGGUUCGCUGCUGGGUGCCGGCACCGCCCUUGCGGUCGUCCAGGCUGCCGCCUGCGCGGAGCGGCGGAGGAGGUGCCAGGACGCGGAGCAGGCUACCUCGACCGCUGCAGAAAAGGUGGGUGGCCAGCAGGUGCCGCACGAUUUGUGUCUGGUUUCGUGCCAGAGCUCUAAUUAGUCGGGCUCCGGCACUGGUAGUCUAAGGUUGACAAUAAAGUUAGUGACAAGAGA